AUGGACAUUAGUACCAAAAGUUCAUAUAUGAAUGUUGUAGGCAAUAAAUGGGUGUUUAGAGUUAAGUAUAAUGCUAAUGGAUCCUUGCAAAAAUAUAAGGCUAGGUUGGUUGCCAAAGGGUUUCAACAAACUCCUGGUUUGGACUUCUUUGAGACCUUUAGUCCUGAAAUAGGUGAGAAGUGGUUGGAUGGACGUCAAGAAGCAGAGAGAAAUGGCACCACUGUCCACCAUUUCAUAUGGUGUGAUAAUGUCAGUGUAGGAGCCUUGGCAGCCAAUCUUGUUUUUCACUCAAGAACUAAACAUAUUGAAAUAGAUGCACACUACAUCCAGGAUCAGGUUUUGACAAAGAAAGUUGUUGUGCAAUAUGUUCCUUCAAAACUGCAAAUAGUAGAUAGUUUAACUAAGCCUUUGUCUGCUGCUCAGUUUCAUGAACUGAGAAAUAAACUCACUGUAAUACCAGUUGAUGCACACAAAGAAACUUCUUGUCUUGCUCAGCAUACUUCAUCAAGUGUCAAUGAUAAUGUUCAUUUCACUCAAGUUCAGCUCCCACACAACCUCGAUGCCAUUCUUCAAGAGGCAGACUCACAGAUUGACAAAUCCUCCAACAAUCUGAUUGAGCAGCUCCACGGUGGAAUCUUCUUGAACCAAAACAAACUGAAGUUUUCGGUUGAUAAGCUUUCUGGUGCGAACACCUUUGAGAUUUAUGCAAGGGGUCUCACAAUUGCUUGGGGAAACGAUGAACGUUAUUGGAAGUGGACUUACAUGCAAGACACAGAAGAUCAUCCUGUUGAAGUGGAGGUGGCUGAACUAGUAAAAGUCUGUUGGCUUGAUGUGAGCAAGAAAUUCCCUACACAAAAUCUCACUCCAAGGCAUAAUUACGAAGUUUCGUUUGUCUUAAUGAAGUUGAAAGGAUGUGAAGGAUUUCAAAACCAUCCAGUGAACUUGAAACUCACCCUCCCCAAUCAACCUCCGAUAGAACACAAACAAGAUUUGAGUAUAUUGCCAGAAAACAAAUGGUCAGACGUCCCCUUUGGCAUGUUUUCGAUUAAUUGCUGUAUGACUGGGGACAUAGAAAUCUCUAUGUAUGAGCACGGUUCGCAGUGGAAGAAAGGGAUUGUUGUCGACAAAAUCAUCAUUCGCCCCCUGGUGCAGCCACAGAACUGAACAUGAGGAUAAUCAACAAUGGGACGUUUGCAACUAAAAGUUUCUAGAUCGAUGAUGAAUAAUUUAGUUAGCAUGCGUCUCAUGCUGUACUAGUAGCUCUCACUAUGACUUUGUAAUAAAUAAAAAUGUGAGAGUUAUAUAUGUGAUAAUAAACAACAGCAAUAAUACGAGAUUGCUUCAUAAAAA
This is a messenger RNA of Pistacia vera, 1350 nucleotides long. Its product is annotated as protein PHLOEM PROTEIN 2-LIKE A1-like. The record is from RefSeq and is a predicted model, not a curated record. The transcript has 6 exons. Bases 1 to 1164 code for a protein of 387 amino acids. Lineage: Eukaryota; Viridiplantae; Streptophyta; Magnoliopsida; Sapindales; Anacardiaceae.